Molecule: messenger RNA, 1757 nt
Organism: Galendromus occidentalis (western predatory mite)
Lineage: Eukaryota; Metazoa; Arthropoda; Arachnida; Mesostigmata; Phytoseiidae
Exons: 2
Coding region: 223-1506 (427 amino acids)
Cellular component (GO): cytoplasm
Molecular function (GO): glycosyltransferase activity
Source: RefSeq, a predicted model, not a curated record
AAGACCGAUUGUCGCUGAUGUAAACACUCUAAUCAUGUUGUCGACUCCUCUAACGUAGUUCUAGGAGCGAGUGUUACGUGACAUAUCCCAAUGGAGCACUCGAGUAUUCGGUGAUGCCCGAGAUCUGACGGGAUACAUCGACGUCAGAGUGACUUGUCGAUGUCGAAUUCUCCCAAAAGCAUCACGAGUUGUCGAUGACGGCCAUAGGAUCAGGCCGGCACAAUGAGGAAGUACACGCAACUCGGACUGGUGGUCGUUUGUGUGGUGUCGGUGAUGGGGCUCUUGAUCAUGGAGCGACAGUAUUCCAACAUGAAGGUGUUCCUCGAGGUCACGGAUAUAUUCCAAACCUCUGAGUCUAACGCCAAGUGCGUCCGUCAGCUAGAAUCCCUGCGAGCCACGCUCGAAGGCGAAUACCUGGACACGAUCCACAAAGUCGAUCCUAGCUGGGAUCAGAUUGGGAUGUCCACUUUUUUGUAUUCAUCAUUCUAUGCUCCCGCGAGCCAAUUAGUCACAAUUUUAUUGGUUUCGGAUGUAAGACCGAAAACGUGUCGGUUAUGGCUCGACCCAGACACGUCGCAGACCGUCGAAGCUUCGGUCGAAGUCCUCGCGAGUUCGAGUAGUUUUUCUGCUCUCGCGGUCGGAUGCAUCAAUCCGAACAAUUCCACGAGGCCUCAGGCCGUUGAGAUAUUCGGCUCAAUCGUACCCAUCGAGGAGCAGCUCGUGCACGAUCCGCACCAUGUCGGCAUUUGUGUGCAUCCUCUCACGUUCAAUACCACAGAAGUUAAACUCGCGGAGUUCCUCGCCUAUCACAGUCACAUCGGCGUGGAUCGUUUCUACGUGUACGACGCAAAUCUGUCCCCUCAAGCGAAAACCUUCGUGAGACGCGCACCUUACAUUCAACCAGAUCUGAUAACGCACCUACUUCAAUGGAAUGCACCCGUGUCGAUCGGCUCGCUUUCGGAACCGAUCCUUAAAGCAGAUUGUUUGCUGAGAGCAGGACUCGAUUCAAAGUACGUGGCCAUGCUCAGCAUCAACGAAUUCUUCGUCCUCCGUCGGAAGAUGGCCAACAUGACAGCAUUCCUCGCGACCGUGAUUCACGACGACCAGGUGCUGGCUGUGCAUGAACGAACGUUUUGCGACGAAUACCCGGACGACGUCAUCGCCUCGGCGCUCAAGUAUCCAUUCUCGACUUUGCGGAAGACAAAGUUCAACAAAAAUACGAAACAGCAUAGAGUGACGUUCGUUCCAGCGGGCAACCUCACCAAUCUUGCAUCAUUGGCUCAUUCUGGGGUGACCCGCGCCGAGGAAACAAGUUUCGUGAGCGAGGAAACCGCUCACAUGAAUGUGUACACCAGCUGCGCGGGGAUGCACAACUACCUGCGGAAGAAGAACCUCCAAAUCCCGACAGAUACCUUCUUGACUGGUUUCCACGAGCAACUCUUCGGAUCCAAACUGUACAAAUUCACUUUACAUAGAAAAUCUCCUGUAUAUCACUUGAUCGCCUAGCGAACGUUUGCGACUGGUUCGCAGACAGCGAUAGGUAGCGUAAUUUUGUCGGGAGCUCAAAUCCUAUCGAUGAUUGUGAUAGAGUUCGAGGGAAGAAUACCCUAUGUCUCCCGGAAUCGUCCUGAAUCCUGAACUCCUCUGACCCUGGAAAGUUUGCUUCAGGUCGACGCCCUACAGGAAAAUUUUCUACAUUGAUUCAGAGAGAAUUGCUUCUUUCUGCAAUCGCGAAAGUCAAUAAAACAAUGGAGGAG